AAUAGUGUGUUAUCCUCAUCAACAAUUGCAGACAAUUGUUGACCAGAUUAUCAGUGUGAAACACUUAUCAACCGUUAAGGACUAAAUUAGUGUCUAUUUGUUUUACGUGUUAUUAACCGUUUCUUUCAGCCAACAAUUCCUCAAUGUGAAUUAAAUUUGAAUUAAUCUUGUAUUUAAACACGUUCUCUUCAUCAUCUGCUUGCCUAUUGCUAUUGUUAUUCUGGUUUCGAUUGGGUUAUCACUAAAAAUUAUAAACACAAUAAUAGCAAUGGCCAAGCACUUAACUUUACUCGUUAUCAUUUGGAUUGGUUUGAUUAUUCCUCAGCAAUUUGUUAACUGCAAUGAAGCUUUCGAUGUAUUUGGUAAAGUUUUAAUGCAACGAAUCAUGAGAAAUGAUGAAAUUGAAUUUGCUCUGGAAAUGGUUAAAAUUAAGAUUGAUGGCUUCUUGAGUAAAGCUAAUUUAACUGCACCUUGCUCACAGUUUCGUCGAUUAUUAACCAAUGAAUUAGAGAAAGGAUCUUUUUGGACUUUUCAAUUGUUGGAUUCCCAAGCUAAAAUUCCAGCCGGUUUAUUGAGAGGGAAAAUGAGAUUGGUUGGAUCUUACGAUCAAUGUUUGUCAUUAAAUGUUGACCUGCGUCCAUAUAAACCAAGAUAUCCAGCCUUACCAGAUUUAAUGACAACUCGUUAUUGUCAUCUCAGGAUUUCCGUUCAAAAUAUACUCCAUAAGAUGCCUCCUGGUUUAUUGAAGAGUAAAGAGUUUGAGUCAUUGGAAUUAACUAACAUCAGGUCAUUAAUGAGCGAAUCCAACAGUAACCUUAUGGAUCCAGAUAUACACAUUUGUCUUCCCUCUGUUUGCACAAAUGAUGAUAUUAAAUCCAUUAUCUCAACUUUUAAAAGAGCAAUCCAGAUUGGCAAAUCCAUUCCAACAGAGAUAAAUCAUUGUGAUGAUGGUAGCACUUCACCGUGGGAGGAUUAUGAAAUUGUUAUAUUUGGAUUCUUAUUACUAAUCGCGUGGAUUGUGCUGUUUGGGUCAGUUAUGGAUUGGUAUCAUUCAAAAUAUAAAAUGAAACCAAAAUUUAAAUUAAUUUCCCUUGCAAUUAACUUUUCAAUCAUUAAAAAUGGUGAUAAAUUGCUAAAUACCAAAGAAUCUACCAGUUCAAUCACUUGUCUUCAUGGACUCAAAUGUAUAUCUAUGUUUUUCAUCUUUCUUGGACAUUAUGGAUUGGCUCUUAUGGCAAGUUUUUCAGUUGAUACCAUGGAACUUGACAGUCGUGCAAAGGAAUUUUGGACCCAAAUUGUGGUCAAUUCAUCUGCUUGGGUCGAUACUUUUUUUGUAAUCAGUGGUCUUUUGGUCUCUUAUCAUAUGCUGGAUAAAGCAGGAUCACAUUCAAAACUUUUCAAGGGUAAAUCAGUAAAAGAGCGGAUUUCGAUGACAGCUGAUUAUCUUGUAAAUGCUUACAUUUAUCGUUAUUUAAGAUUAGCUGUUCCAAUGGUAGUUGUGCUUCUACUUGCAAUAAUUUGGAAAAGAUUUGGCUCAGGUCCCAAUUGGUAUAUUUGGUCAGCUGAAAUAACCGAUACAUGCAUCAGAGAUUGGUGGAAAUUAGUAUUAUUCAUUAAUAACUUCUUUUCUCAGAAUAUGAUUGGAUUCGAGUGUUUAGGUCCAGUUUGGUACAUAGCAAACGAUUUUCAAUUUUAUCUGUUUGCUCCAUUCAUCGCUAUGUUGAUCCUGUCAAGACGUCGCUGGUUAAGUUGGUCUAUUUUAAUCUUCAUAACUGUUGCAUCAAUAAUUAUUACUGGUCUGAUAAUUGACGAAAAAGACUUGACUCCGACGCUUGUUUGGCAUCCUAAGAUGAUCAAUGGUUAUUAUGCUCAUGUUUAUAUCAAACCUUGGUGUCGAGUAGGUGCUUAUUGUAUUGGUUUAGGUCUUGGAGAUGUUUUAAUAACAACUAGGCGUAAUUUUAAAAUCAAUAAGGCAAUCAAUAUUUGUUUGUGGAUUCUCUCCAUAUUCAUACUUUGCACGGUAAUUUUGAUGCCAUAUCGUUUCAAUUCGCAUAAUUUUGACAAAGUGGAAGCAAUUAUUUAUGGAUCACUCCACCGCCCUGUUUGGGCUUUAGCGAUCUCUUGGAUUAUCUUUUCAAUUGUAACUGGUAAUGCUCCAUUAGUUGAUCGAGUGUUAUCUUGGUCAUUCUUCAUUAUCCUGUCGAGGUUAACCUAUGGUGCUUAUCUGACACAGUUUAUUGUUUUCUCGAGCUUUACUCUUGCAAAUAGACUUUACUUAGAUACAACAUUCCAGCUUGGCAUCGUUUUAUUUUGUGGUAUUUAUACCAUUGGAUACAUUUCGGCUGCAGUCCUUUCUUUAAUGGUUGAAUAUCCAACGAAAAAUUUUAUCGAAGAAUGGCAAAGAUCAAAAUACGGUGUUUCAUCUGGACCAGUUAAAUCUAAUCAGAAUGGAUUUCAAUCAACGGGAAAUGUCAAAUUAACGGCGAUCAACAAAUCUAUUGACAAUGUGAAAUAAAAAUUGUCAAAUGCAAUUUGAGGCGACCGAUAAAAUAAUAUAAAACAAAUUUAUUCAGAUUGACUUUUUUACACUUAAAUUAGCUAGUAUUAUAAACAAUUGAGAAUUUAAAAAAUUAAUUAAAUUCAUCUGAAAUCAGAA
This is a messenger RNA of Tetranychus urticae (two-spotted spider mite), 2656 nucleotides long. RefSeq names its product nose resistant to fluoxetine protein 6. Gene Ontology annotation, molecular function: acyltransferase activity, transferring groups other than amino-acyl groups. The record is from RefSeq and is a predicted model, not a curated record. NCBI's taxonomy places the organism in Eukaryota, Metazoa, Arthropoda, Arachnida, Trombidiformes, Tetranychidae.